AGGGGCACAAGGAGCAGCGUAAGGGCCUGCCUUGAGAGGAAACAGUUCUACUGACAACGCUUUGUCCCUCAUCCUGCAGAUACACAGGUUCCAUCUUUCAUUCUUACUGGUCCUGCUUCAUACUGAAGUUUUGCUGAUCCACAUUUACUUGAAGGGCACAGCUGUGCUAUAGAUUUGGCAUCUAAGUGGAUAGGGCUGUAGUAAGUGUCUUUCUGAAGCCCUGUAGCAUAUCAUGAAGAUCCUAUGCCUGCUCUGCACAAACUGAGGUGCUUGACUUAAUGGUCUAGAGACAUCUGAAGAAUAAACUUGUAAAAGCAGGUGGGGUCCUUGGAGAAUGUGCACUGCUAAAUGGCUGUGAAUUAAGGAUGGAAGAAUGAACUGUCAGAACAGCAAAGCAGUUCUUACUCUGCUGACCUCACUGAAGUCUGGGGAAUGGAGAUCUCUGUGGUGGUGGAAGAGAAUUGCUGAAAAUUGCAGGUCGCAGAUGAUGCAAACCUGAACUGAUUCUGGUAUCUCCCCUGGCCCUCCAGUCCUCACAGUGUCAUUAGGCCACAGUGUUACUGAAACCUGCAGGCCGAUGGAUGAACAGGACAAUGAUUUUAAAGAGUUGUGGGCAAAUCUUUUGGGUCGAGCAAAGAAAAAAGCUGGGGAUGCUGAGUCAGCGAAGAGGGCUCAGAACAGGUCAAAGAGCACUGCAACAAGAAGCAAAGUAAGAAGAGGCAAAGCUGCUGCUAAGAGCCAAAACCAUCAUCACUUACCAGCAGCGAAGGAAACAAACUUGCCUCAAGAUUUCAGUUUAAAGGAACAAACUUUGGUGCACAAAGAAGAUUCUGACACUGUGGCCUGUAGUAGCGGUGAGACUGUGCAAGGGGAUGGAAAGAGAAGCCCUCUCCCUGCCAGCCAGCUGAGUACAGUGACCAGUGAGUGCAGCCAGAGGACUCUGACAGUAAAUACUCUGAAUGGCUGUUCCCAGACUACAUUAUCCUUCCAUCCUGCUACACAGCCAGGGACCUGCUCUUCACCCACCUCAAAGAUACCGCUGCUCGCAGGGUCAAAGAUGCGGGUGGCAGAGCUGGUAGUGGAGAGAAUGCAGCAGUUCAAGAGAGUGGCACCUGAGCAGCUAAAACACGGCACAGAUGAUAGUUUGCCAAAGUCUGUAGCCAGCGGGGAUUUCCCUGAUGAAAUCCAGGAGCAGAACCCACCAGAGAAUGAUGCUCACCAACUUCCAUCCAUGGAGCAUGAUGGUGCUCUGGCUUUGGCUCUUCAGCAGGAAACCAAAGAGGAAGCCCUGGCGAGCCUGGAGGAUGCAGGCUUGUUUUUUUGUCAGAUCUGCCAGAAGGAUCUCUCAGCCAUGAACACAACGCGCCGAGAGCAGCAUGUUAACAGGUGUCUGGAUGAGAUGGAAGAAGCGCAGAUGUCAGCCUCCAGCAGACCACUGGUCCCUGAAUGUCCCAUCUGCGGGAAGCAGUUCCAGACCUCACAGAGCCGAGUCAGUCACUUGAAACGCUGUGCUGUCGAGAUGGAUGUUCCUCCUAAGCUGCUUCUUCAGGCGGUGCAGUUGCAGGUGUCCACACUUGGUGAUGCACCUCUUCAGUGUCCCAGCAAUCAACCAAACAGGUCAAAGCGAAAAGGCUCCUCCAAAGAGGACUCAAAGAAAAUGCAGAAGAGGGCCAAAAUGGAGACUAAGGAUGAAGAUUUGCUGGUUGCUAUGGCAAUGUCACGCUCUCUGUUGGAGCAAGAAAAGCAGGAACAAGCAAAAUCGGUUACAAAUGUGAAACCAGUGGCUGCUUUCCCCAUCAAAUGGAAGCCAGGAUCGGAGAAAAAACGGCGUAAAAGAGGCCCAACUGCACCUCCACCAUUACUGCUUCAGGACCCGGAAAAGGCCCGCAAAAGGAUCCAAGAGCGAGUAGCUAUGCUGCUUGCAGAAGAAGUGGAAUUCCCUCCCACCCCUCAGCUUCCCACGAGUAGGAUUUUGGAGGAUGAAUCUGGGAAAGCGACCUGGCUCUUGCCAUUGUCCAAAGCCAAGGAGUGCUUUUUAUGGAAUAUCAGUGCUCUGACAGGACACUACGACCUGGAAUCAUUCUACGCUGCUGCAUUAACCCCUCCAAUUGUACCUUGGAAGCCUGUACAGAAUCAUAAACCAGAGAACCUUCUGCCGUGUGUGGAAUCUGAUCAGCCAAAAGCAUCCCAGAAAAUUCAGCCUGACCUCAGUUCUCAUGAGCCCACUUGCACAGAGGUUGCAGGCCAACCUUCUGAUGAAUCCAAGUCUGGCUGUGAAGUAGAAGGUCAGUUUUUAUCUCACAGCCAGAAGGAUGUCCAGACCCUGCAGGACCUAGUGGAGCUGGCCAGGGAAGGACUUACCCUUACUCAGUGGAACCUUGAUGUUGACCACGUUCAGGCAGCAGAGCAGGCAGGAAAAGAAGUGACUUCCAGUGAUGCUUCACAUAGUGGCUUUGUACCUCCAUCCAAAGAGAAGGGCCUCCUGAUGAGCAGCUGUAAAAAAUCCUCUCUCAGGUUGCUGGCUGAAGAUUUCAGUGCAAUGGUCAACAACCCCCACUUAAGUGACGUCCAGUUCCAGGUGGACUGUGGGGAAGUGCUUUAUGCCCACAUGUUUGUGUUGUAUGCACGGUGUCCACAGGCCGUUCAGGCUGUUCACAGCCAAGGGUUUUUAGUGGAGGAGGAUGGGACUGCGCAGACACACCGUGUGCUGCUGAGUGACGUGACGGCAGAAGCAGUGUGUGCAUUCCUGCGGUACCUUUAUGCUGCUGAUGCCAACAUCCCUGCUGGGGUGCUGCCCCAGGUCGGGGCUCUGGCUGCCAGGUUUGGUGUGAGGGAACUGAUGGCAAAGUGUGAAAACAACACUGGAGAGAGUCAGGUGUCUUCUGGAGUGGAUUCAGAAGAUGAUCAUAUCUCUGUGAGGGAUGACAAAGAUUGUGAGGACAGAGCUGAGAACUUCCAAGAUCUCUUGAAGUCAGUGUGGGUGGGUGAAGAUGAGGAAGAAGUAGCUAUGCUGAACCCUGAAUGCCAGAAGGAAGAUGACGAUGGGGUGGGGGAACAGGAGCUGGAGGAAAUCUAUGAGUUUGCUGCAACUCAGAGAAGGAUGGUUCAAGAUGAAACAGAGGUGAGCGAGGGAACAGACUGCAGCGUCUGCAGUGAUACUGAAGCAGCCCAAGGUACAAACCAGCGAACUGAGGAAGAAGAGGUAAAGAGAUCUGAGUCUGCUUCAAUAAGCAACAGCUUCAAAGAUUUGAGGGAUGACAAUGAUGUGGAAAGAUCUAAAUGUGACUCGUCUGCACAAGAAGAGAAAAUGCAGAAUAUAAAUAGGUGCAAGAGCGUGAAUGAUCCACAGACCACUUUUGUGCCUCACCACAGUGAACCUCAAAAAUGGGACAUAGCAUCCCAUGGUGCCACCGCUAAUGAAGGAGAGACUGUUAGGAGAUGUGAAGAUAUGAAGGAUUCCGAGUCAUCUCGGGUCUCACAUGAUGAGGCAGAUCCCUGUGGAAAACAGUUUCCUAGCUUCCACAGUGAUACUGAUAUAAAUGAAAGUUAUGAAUGCUUGUUUUCUGCAAGUCAGGGAGAUUACUGUGAGCCUCCCUCAAUGAAAGAAGUUAUCAAAGAAUCAGGAAAGGCCCCUAGUGAAAAACAUGUUGAUGUUAAUGAUUCAGUUCUGUACAGCAAGUCACAAAAAGACCUCUCUCCAUGUAGGAAUGUUUUUUAUGGGAGUCCUCCCAAACCUUAUGUGCCUCUUUUUCCUGCUGUUAGCUCUUCACCUGCAUCUCCAAAAUCAGAGAGAAAGUUUGCCAGAGAACAUGUGUCAACACCAAAGCAAAACAAAAUGGAAGAGUCAUUUCCAUCUGAUGAAAUGCACUUUCAGAAGGCCAACGAGCUGGAUACUGUAUCCAGAAAUGAGAACACAAUUUCUCCAACAGAGUUUCCCCACAUUGCUUUAAACAAGCAUACUUCAGUGGUCAUCAGAACUGAGAAUGCUGCAGCUCAGAGGAACAAGGAGGGUGAUGUUAUUGUUUUAUCUUCUGAUGAUGAAAUGGAGUUACAAGAUAAGAAGUUGUCAGAGUCAGGCUCUGCUCUGAAGAAAAGGGAAAUCCCUGGACAACUGAUGUGUACAGACAUAGAAGAGGGUCCUGAGAUACCAACACCUGAACAUAACUCAGCAGUUGCUGAAACAGAGCAGAGAUCAACCCAGGUCUCAUGUGGCAUUACAGAUACAGUGCAUAUAAGUAAUGAUGUAAAAACGUCUACAGAAUUGCCUCUCAGCAGACAAACAAAUGCUUGUACAGAGAGCAAACAGAGUCCAAGCCUGAGCCCUGAGAAAAGGCUUGGUCAUGAAAUGUCUUCAGGUACAGACAGCUCCUGGCUAGUGCCAGACACACCAGCUCUGAACAGAAGCAGAAGUUUCUCAACACAGACUCAUGUCACAAGUAUUAAUUCUUUAAAGAGUCUAGGAUCUAAACUCAGCCCAAAGAACUUAGCAACAGAUAAUAGUAACCAUGAAAUGACUGGAAAUUUAAUAGAAGUUCAUGAAACAACAGUGUCAGACAAACAUUUGCCUAUGGAGAACUCAUUCAGUGAAAAGAGCCUACCCAGCAGCCCAGCAGCAGGAUCAUUUUUCAAGAACUCCCCACUGGUUUCUCCUGUGGAUCCAGUACUCCUCUCCCCUGGCCACACCAACAUAAAAAGAAAAUGUGCCAAGAUCUCAUUUUUAUCCAAAUCUAUGCCUUUGUGCCAUGAACAAUCAAUGGAGGACAGAAGAAAUACCAGUGUGAUUGAAGUAGAGGACAGCGAAAAGGAAAUAAGUCUGCCUUCUUUGAGCAGUAGUGUCUUGCUUUGUGACGAGCCCCCAAUCCCCGUUGAUGACUGCUGGUAUGUUGAAUAUCUGUCACCAGUCAGAGGUAGCAGCCAGGACUCCAGCCAGGUCAGCUGUGCAAAGAGCAGCACAGCCAGCAGCGCCAGACCUGGCUCGUGGCAUGACCAGUGGGAGAGCCUAGUCCAUGCACAGGAAAUUAAGGGCAGUACUCCUCUUCGAGGAAGUCCUGUUGGCAGAAGAACAACUUUGCUCUGUCUUGAAAAGAGUCCUAUUGAGGCAUGUUCAUCAACAGGCUGUAGACCAAGUGACCUGAACUCCAAACUCUGGGAUGACUGGAAUGGAGAAGAGGAAGCUGAAUCUCCAGAGAUGCUUCCUCUGUCUCAGAGGUUGCCAGCUGUUGCAGGUGCCAUUCAGACAGAUCCUGUAAAGACUCCUGAACCUUCCUGUCAGGAGAACAACAAGCCUCCCAGCACUCCAGUGACACCUAUGCCAGCUUACUCCAUCAUGGAGACACCACAGCUGAAGAAGGAGUUGAGCAGAUUUGGAGUUCGUGCUCUCCCAAAACGCCAGAUGGUCUUGAAGCUGAAGGAGAUAUUCCAGUAUACUCACCGGGACGUGGACUCUGACUUUGAGGAUGAAAUCCCGUCUUCCCAGCCUCCCCAGCAGAAGUCCCCAGCCAAACGCUCUAGGCAAUCAAAGGCAAAGGGGCCUGCAGGUGGAAAGCGUGCCAGUGCCUCCAGGGCUGCGGGCAGAAGGAAGCGGGUUGCUACAGCUUCUUCAGUGCUCCCUGUGGGGAGGGCUGAUGAUGACCUUGUUGGAUCCUGUGAAUCGGGCUGUGCAGCACCCAAGGAGGGAACUGAAAUGACACAUCCCCCAGAAGGAGCCAAAGAGCAGAAGAGAUCAUCUGCAUCUCCAGAGAGAUGGUCUCUGGCAGCUGAUGGUGAGGAACCAAUGCUCAUGGCAUCUCAGGAGUCUGCAGUUUCUUCAGUGGAUGGAAGCGACAUCUCUUUUGGUUCACAGCGUUCUUUCAUGAAUGGAUUUGAAGCCUGUGCUUUUGCAUCUGAGGAGGAGGAAGAGGAGCUUCCAGCAUCUCAGGCAGCAGCUCGAGAAGAAGAUAAGCUGGAGGCAGUAAGGUGCUACAUCCGUUCGAACACAGCCCUCUACAACAAGAUUCUGUUUUAUGAGCCAAUUGAGCUGGCUGAGCUGCACACAGAGCUGAAACAGAAUGGCAUUAAAAUUUCCAAGGCAAAGCUGCUGGACUUUUUAGAUGCUCACUGUAUCACAUUUACCACUGCCAGAGCCCGCAAAGAGAAGGAACAGAAAAGAAAGGGAAACAAAAAACAGAGAAGACGAUACAGAAUGAAGCCCACUCCUCCAUCCUGAAAAUUUUGUACAUGGAGGCCUUCUCAUAAGCUGGAAACCCCGUUCCAGGCUGGUGCUAGCAGCGGUGCUGUGAUCGGUGGGUGCACUGCUCCUCCUUGCGGCCUCUGUCCAGAUGACACUCUGGAGAAUGGGUCUGAACUGAGCUCCCGGUCCCAGCCCUCUACUCCGAAUUGCACAAACUCCUCUGUCACUUUCUGGCCUUCAGCACGCAGCUCCUCUGGAGCCUCUUUUUUCCUCCCAGUUUUCCUCCUGUGCCUUUUCUUUCCGUUUUUCUAAUAGGUUUUAGGUCCCCAACUUUUCUUUGUGUUGGUGCUUCUAAAGGUAGGUGCUUCUCUCCAGUGACACUUGCCAAGACCUUUUCCCUGGCCUUGGGCUGUGAAAUGCUUUCACCCUUUGAGUUCCAAUAUUCAGCAGAAUAACGCAUCUGCGAGAAACCAGUCCCCUUUCCCCCCUGUAAAGCACUGAGUGUUUAGACCCCCAUGAUUUCCGUCUUCGUUUCUUCAGCAUACAGUUUGCCCUUCUGCUUGUUAAGGCAGGGAGCACUGUGGAAAUACAAUGCCUUUCUUCUGUCCCUGGUUCGAUUUGCAGUCUCUGGUAAAACUCCUUAAUCUGUGUUUCUUAAAUGGCUGCAAAACAGUGGAGGUGUUUUUGUGGUGUAUUUGUGAUGUCUCCCAAAAGUGCCCUCUGACACCAGACAUCAUGUGAAAGCCCUUUAGAUGCAAACAUUCAGUUCUGUCCACUUGCAUGCUGGAUCUGUGUUGAAGAUACCGUCUGCUCCAUUUUCUGAGCAACGUUUUACCUUGUCAGUGUAGCUUGAGCAUGUCCUCGACAGAGAUGUUUUUAAGGCAGUAUUAUAGUGACCACUGGAUCUCUUCAGCACUUCUUAUAACCUGAUCUAAACCCACUUCUCUGAUCAGUCUCAUUUCCAAACUGGACUGAUCUCAGGCUGCAAACUGUCUGGGACUCUUGGGGAGGUCUCGGACUCUAAAUUAACAUCUUUUAUGUAUUUACUUUCACAACAUCUUCUGAUUUUUGUCUGUUGUGGCAGUUCUGAGUCUGCAAAGAGUUUCAUUUGACACAACAAAAAAAGAAACUGGAUUUCUAAAUGUAUUUAUAUAUUUGGAACAUACAGAUAUUUUUUCUAUUUUUGAUAAACUAUAUCCCCAGUUUUAUUUGAUUUAUAUUAUAUAUAAUAAACAACUUCUACUAAUGACAAACUGUAAGUAACGUCUUACAACAGACUUGGGGAGGAGUUCUAAGUGGCAAUGCUGGGUCUAAUUGAGAACAGUAGAGCCUGCAGUCUGCACCUGCACUGACUGGAACCCCGAGCAGAGACCUGGAGGAGGAGGAGUUGUCAGGAGCAGCAAGGAGAGGUCACCCGGCAGUGGCUGGCGAAAUGGCUGCCUGGAGAGAAACGAGCUGCCCGGCUCCUCUCUACGCAGCCCAGAGGUGAGGGAGACUGGGGGGAAGGUUUUGGGGUCUGUGGGGAGAGUCCAGUCUGGCCUCAGAGGGGAGGGCUGCUGUUGGAGGGGAAAUGGAGUGACUGCCAAAUGAACCUCCUCUGUCAGGUGUCCGUGGCACGUAUAAGGGUGGGAUGACUUCCUAGCAAAGCCUUCUGCCGUGUCUGAAUUUUCACGAAUUUGGGAUUGUUUUCUUCCUUGGCAGUCACUUCAUUUCUCCUCCCCUACCUUCUUGUGCAAGAGCUGCCAGGAGGUGACUUCAUUACAUGAAAAGGACAAGGCUUGCCUUAAGUGGCAUUCUAGGAAAUGUUGUUCUCAGUGUACCAUGUAUUUCUCUCUCAAGUACACACUUCAUAAACAGGAAAAGCUUCAGUUCUACUUACCAUAUGCAAAAAUAAAUAAAUUCCCUUCCCAGCUUUUUUUCUCUGUUUUUAGGUAAGACUUAUAUUUAUGAUCAAAGAUUUUGCAAUCAAUUCUUUAUUACAUCUCAACUUUCAGUGAAUGCAGCAUCACAGUUCAGUGGGUAUAAAUUACUAGGGUUCAAAGAGCAUUGUGUCAUAAAAAACUGUUUAGCAUUUACAAGAAAAAUCUGAAUUUUACUCACUGAAAGUGUCUCCAUCCUCCUUUGUCAUCCUUAAACCCUGCAAUUGGGCAGUCUUUGCCUAAUGCAGAAAGAUGAUUUUAAAUAUCACACAUGUGCUGUCAGGGUUUGGAGGUAACCACUUUGCAGAGACUUGCCUCAGUGUUUCCUUGUUGCUGAAGCUGACAAAAUGUCUUCUGUAAUUCUGAAACUUAGAUUAUGAGAAAAGGAUUUAAAGUCUUUUACAGCCUUCAAGACUACAAGGACAUAUCUGACAUACACUUCAAAUUAUCUGAAAGCAAUUACUCAUUCACCUGCUUCAUUAAUCUGUAAGCAAAGUGUGCCUCCCCGAGCUGACACUGGUGGUACCAUCUGCCAGUGAUAAUGUGUUGCCAAACAGUUCAAUUUCAAGUUAUAUUUCUGUGUUUUCUUACCUUCCUAAUGCAGCAUCAUUUGUCUUGGAAAAUACAUUGUAAUCAUUUUUUAUUUCCAACUGUGUAGUAAUAGCUAUCAAAAAUAUUUUGAUACUUAUGUUUAACACUUCCAAGGCUGCAGAAAAGUAAUACCUUUUCAACUAAGGUAUUAGUUGUUUUUUUAAGUUAAAGAAAGGAGCAGAUAUGUUACUAGCAUGGCACAAUGCUGCUGUCUUACCAAGAUGCACCAUGUAAGCUGUGAGUGAGCUUUGGAAAACACUGCUUCUAAACUCACUGUGACAAUCAAAUGACCUGUGGGAUUGAUUAUGGAUACUCCUUCUCGGCUACCACAGUGUUGGUUUGUGUAUUGUCACAUUGCCUGCCUGAAAAAAUAGUAGGUUUAUUCCGAAAAGCUGUGCUGCAGAUGUUUACAUAGUAAUCUUGAAAGUGAGAGUUUUCUUACAUGGGCACAGUUCUGGGUGUCCACUUACUCCAGAAGUCACACUGUCUUAAUGGCAUUUCUUGAGUGGGUGUGAUCCAUCACCGUGGCAUCUGCCAUGGCCAAGAUCCACGCAGGGGCCAGUUUAACUACAAAACAUGAGAAUGCUGUAAAGUACAGAGAGGUGACUGCUGUGCCCUCCCCUUCUGUUGGGUUCUCAGAGCCCAGGUAUUAUGCUUACAGUGCCAGCGUUUAGAUACCGAAGGGAUAAAUCCGAGAGCAAUCCUUCCUGCAGUUCUUCAAGGGGACUGGAGCUGUUCCAGGAGUGCAUUUCAAAUGUGCUUGUUUGCUUUUCAGAUCAUUCUAGCACAAAAGUUCCUACAGACAUUGCAUAGAAGUUGCUUGUUUAAUGAAACAUAAAGUGCCUGGGAGAGGUGACUCAGCCUUCAGCAGACAUCUCUGAUUCAGCUGCAGUCCCCAGAAGAAGGUUUCAGAGGUACCUGCAGUAUUUCUCUGCCCAGGUUCCUCACCUCUCCAGCUACUCUUCUGCCCAGACAGAAUCAUCUUGUAAACUUAGAUUACCAAGGAGUGAGUUCUCACUAAGGAUUUAAGCGAUUGCUGAGGAUUUAAGGUCGUGCCUGAGCUCAGCACAAGCUCACUUCCACUCUCCCAAGGCCAAAGGCCACAUCUCCACUCUCAGGACCAGGAGAGGCUCCAGCAGCUUGGCAGUGCCCUGGUAGGGCCUCAUCUCUUGGAACGGGCACCGAGCCCACGUACGAGUUUCCAGAGCUCUGCUUUGGUGUCCUCUAGAUAACUUCCUUCUUCGAAGGCGCUAGCUGCUGUCGUGCGGCGAGGAAGGGUCCGUGUUGCCCCCCGAGGUGGGCGUUUGCCAUUCUCCCGACGCGGAGGAGCCUGCCCAGCCACGCAGCGCUUAAGUCUUUUCAGAGGAGAAGCCCCUCGCCUGCAGGGAGAGCCUCGGGCAGCGAUGGCGUCUCCCCCAGCACGGGACAACCCCCACGGGAGAGGCCCUGCGACUCCGGAGAGCGCUUCAGCAUGAGCGCGACGCGGCUGCGGCAGCGGGGGACAGGCCC
Molecule: messenger RNA, 10188 nt
Organism: Athene cunicularia (burrowing owl)
Lineage: Eukaryota; Metazoa; Chordata; Aves; Strigiformes; Strigidae
Gene: SLX4
Product: SLX4 structure-specific endonuclease subunit
Exons: 16
Coding region: 578-6205 (1875 amino acids)
Biological process (GO): interstrand cross-link repair; DNA replication; meiotic DNA double-strand break processing
Cellular component (GO): Slx1-Slx4 complex; nucleus
Molecular function (GO): DNA binding; enzyme binding
Source: RefSeq, a predicted model, not a curated record